CGCCGCGGCCUGUUGCCAGGCAGAUUAUGGUAAUGAGGUCCGGGCGGCCGCCCCCCCCUCCCGCUCUGCAGCUACCAUUGUGAGGGAGACGUGCUUUUCUGUGUAUUUUGGUGAUGAAAGAAGUGAUGAGAACUCAUGGAGAUCCAGUCUAUGAUAGGAAUGCAUACCAGAGAGGCAGAUCCUAGGGUGUAUUUUGAAGUACAGAAGUUGAAAGCAUCAGCAAAUUCUGCAGCUCCUAAUACUGUCUGAUUGUUAUUGCUACACAAUUGGCUGGGCUGAGCAGUAUAUUUUCCUCACUUCUGUGAGGAACAGCAAUAACAGUAUCAUUUAUAGAAACUGCACCACCGAGCCACUGAAUUUGGCUCAGCUUGGCAUUUUUCCUUGAGUUUGAGAUAUGACUUAAUGCCCAGUUUUGUCUGUUAAAGACCUCUCUGAACCCUCCGGUCUCCUUUCCACUCAAGUUGUAAGUUAUUUGUGCCAAAAUGAGUCUGCAGAAAUGAGUCAGCAUCUUCCUUCAGACCUUCAGUAUCUGCUUGUUGGGAAGCCAUGUUACUGAAGAUCACCUUGUCUGCUGGAACUGCUGGAGGUAGCAGCACAGUGAACAGAUGAAUCUAUUCAGCCAGACAUUCCUCCAGUAGAUCUCUCUCCUUAUGGAGCACCACGGCAGGGAGGAGAUGGACUCAAAAGAGGAAAGUCCUCAGGUGUGGGCUGACUCUGCUGAGCAGGAACAGAAUACUGCUCAGGUGCACUUUGUCCCCGAGGGGGGGACAGUGGCACAGAUUGUGUACAGUGAUGAGCAGGACCGUCCCUCGCAGCAGGUGGUCUACACGGCGGAUGGCACCUCCUACACCUCCGUGGACACCUCGGAGCACACGCUCGUUUACAUCCAUCCCGUGGAAGCUACGCAGACUCUGUUUACAGAUCCGUCCCAAGUGGCUUACGUCCAACAGGAUGCCACCACCCAGCAGGUAACUGUGCUCUUGCCUGCUGCUGCUCAGAGCAUGAAUCCCACCAACCUGUCCGUGCUCGGCAACGUUGCCGAAUCCCCCCAGCAAAUGGGUCUGGAGCAGGGUCCACAAGCAGAUAGAGCGUCUUUACCGGUGCAUAACCAAGUGUUACCUCCUAUGGAGGCAGUGGAUGGUUCUGACCCUUUAGCACCUCUGCAGAAUCAAAUAGAAAGGAUGGAAACAAAAGAGGAAGAUGAUGAGGAUGAAGAUGAGGAUGAAGAUGGGGAAGACACUGACAUGGAUGAAUGGGAUCCAGAUCCACCUCGACCCUUUGAUCCCAAUGAUUUGUGGUGUGAAGAGUGUAAUAACGCGCAUCCCUCUGUGUGUCCAAAACACGGACCUUUGCAUCCAAUCCCAAACCGGCCUGUGCUGACCAGGGCGAGAGCCAGCCUCCCCUUGGUGCUCUACAUAGACAGGUUUUUGGGAGGUGUGUUCUCCAAAAGGCGUAUCCCAAAACGCACACAGUUUGGACCUGUGGAAGGACCCCUGGUUAGACAAACGGAACUCAAAGACUGCUAUAUCCAUUUGAAGGUUUCUCUUGAUAAGGGUGACAGAAAAGACAGAGAUUUGCAAGAGGACCUGUGGUUUGAACUUUCUAGCGAGGCUCUUUGUAACUGGAUGAUGUUUGUGCGUCCAGCUCAAAACCAUCUGGAGCAGAACCUGGUAGCGUAUCAGUACGGCCACCAUAUUUAUUACACAACCAUUAAGAACGUGGAGCCCAAGCAGGAACUCAAGGUGUGGUACGCUGCCUCUUAUGCAGAGUUUGUGAACCAGAAGAUCCAUGACAUAUCUGAGGAGGAAAGGAAGGUUCUCAGAGAGCAAGAGAAGAACUGGCCGUGUUACGAGUGCAAUCGUCGUUUCAUGAGCUCAGAGCAACUCCAGCAGCACCUCAACUCCCAUGACGAGAAGCUGGACUUCUUCAGCAGAGCCAGAGGCCGAGGUCGUGGGCGAGGAAAGAGGAGGUUUGGACCAGGCAGACGCCCGGGGCGCCCUCCCAAAUUCAUGCGUAUGGAAGUAACCAGUGAAAAUGGGGAAAAGUGUGAAGAAGGGACGCAGGACUUGCUGCAUUUUUCCAGCAAGGGGCAGUUUGAUGAGGCCGGACAAACCACACUGAAUGGGUUGGAGCAGCAGGAACAGACUCCAGUGCCAUCAGAGGCGCAGCCGGCACUGGAGCAGCAGUCAGAAAACCACGCGCUACAAAUCCAGCCGCAGCACGACGAGAGCACGGUGCCUACGCAGAGCACCAUGACAGCAGAUGACAUGAGGCGAGCCAAGCGUAUCAGGCUGGAGCUGCAGAAUGCAGCUCUUCAGCACCUGUUCAUACGUAAAUCCUUUCGCCCGUUCAAAUGCCUCCAAUGUGGGAAGGCCUUCCGCGAGAAGGACAAACUGGAUCAGCACUUGAGGUUUCACGGACGGGAAGGGAACUGCCCUUUGACUUGUGACAUCUGCAACAAGGGCUUCAUCAACAGCGGUGCUCUCGAGAGCCACAUGAAGUUCCACAUGGACCAGAAAACAUACUCCUGCAUUUUCUGUCCCGAGUCCUUUGACCGCUUGGAUCUGCUGAAAGAUCAUGUGGCCAUUCAUGUCAAUGAUGGAUACUUCACCUGCCCUACCUGCAAAAAACGCUUUCCAGAUUUUAUCCAGGUCAAGAAACACGUACGCAGUUUCCAUUCAGAAAAGAUUUACCAGUGUACAGAAUGUGACAAGGCUUUCUGCCGUCCUGACAAGCUGCGACUCCAUAUGUUGCGACACUCAGACCGCAAAGACUUCCUGUGCUCCACGUGUGGCAAGCAGUUCAAGAGGAAAGACAAACUGCGAGAGCACAUGCAGAGGAUGCACAACCCAGAGCGGGAGGCCAAGAAAGCUGAUCGUAUCAGCCGCUCAAAAACGUUCAAGCCACGGAUAGCCUCCACUGACUACGAAAGCUUCAUGUUCAAGUGCCGACUCUGUAUGAUGGGUUUCCGCCGCAGGGGCAUGUUGGUGAAUCAUUUAUCAAAGAGACAUCCAGACAUGAAAAUAGAAGAGGUGCCAGAGCUCACGUUGCCCAUCAUCAAACCCAACAGAGAUUACUUCUGUCAGUACUGUGAUAAGGUGUACAAGAGUGCCAGUAAACGCAAAGCACACAUCCUGAAGAAUCAUCCUGGUGCUGAGCUACCUCCAAGCAUCCGGAAGCUGCGCCCUGCGGGCCCCGGAGAGCCGGAUCCCAUGCUGAGCACCCACACCCAGCUGACAGGCACGAUAGCCACCCCUCCAGUCUGCUGUCCUCACUGUUCCAAGCAAUACAGCAGUAAGACGAAGAUGGUACAACACAUUCGCAAGAAGCACCCGGAGUUUGCUCAGCUCCCUAACACGAUACAUGCUCCACUGGCGACGGCCGUCAUCAGCUCCACUCCUGCCGUUCUAACCACCGACAGCACUACCGGAGAGACUGUUGUGACAACAGAUUUACUGACACAGGCAAUGACGGAGAUAUCCCAGACCCUCACAACAGACUAUCGAACUCCCCAGGGAGAUUACCAGCGAAUCCAGUACAUCCCUGUGUCUCAAUCCACAACUGGCUUGCAGCAGCCUCAGCACAUACAGCUGCAGGUUGUUCAAGUGGCCCAGGCUACCUCACCUCACCAGUCCCAGCACUCCACAGUAGACGUUGGGCAGCUUCAUGACCCCCAGACGUACACCCAGCAUGCCAUCCAGGUGCAGCACAUCCAGGUCACAGAGCCAUCGCCGGCCACUCAGUCGUCAUCACAGGUUGGGGGUCAGCCUUUGAGUCCAUCCUCACAACAGUCUCAGCAGGAACUCGGCCCCUCCCAGAUGCAGACAACUACAUCGACACCAAACCAGGCCCUUCAGCAGCAGCAAGGAUCUUCAGUCCAGCACACGUAUCUUCCCAGCACGUGGAACUCGUUUCGCAGCUAUUCAUCUGAGAUUCAGAUGAUGACCAUUCCCCAAGGCCAGUACGUGAUCACAGAAACCGCUGUGGGUACACCAGUCACCACUGUCAACACAGGGCAAGUGAAAGCAGUUACUCAGACUCACUAUGUGAUAUCUGAAGGUCAGCCUGAUCUGGAUGUCAAACAAAACUCUUCGCUCUCCAGUGAGGUCCAGGUUGGCGUUUCCCAGCCACCAGCCCACACGGACACCCUGGAAUCGCAAACGAGCAGUCAGCAGCAAACCACCCAGUACAUAAUCACUACGACCACCAACGGGAACGGCAGCAGUGAAGUGCACAUCACCAAACCAAGAACUUUCUCAGCAGAACACGAAUGAAGAAGCCUCGUGGUGUCACCUUGUACUUGUCACCUCCCCUGAAAGCCCAGAUAUAUGGGUAUACUGGGGCUCAAUAUGUUUUAAAGUAUAUGCUCACUUAACUUCAACUAAAAUCUUGGAGCUCUUGUUAAUGCUUUAAGAGGGUUUAAGUCCCCAGUGACCAUGAAGCACCACCCUCAAAAUCCUUAUGGGAUGCUAUUUUAUGCAGCUUUUAACAAAAAGGACAAGAGAAGUGAAACCUCUGCUUGCUCUGGACUUCAUUUUUGGCAUGUCUGCUGACCCUUAUUUUUCCUUUUUGGAAGCAUCUCCAGUAAACAACUUCGUAUUUCAAUUGUAUGGGAGAAAGCUUGCCUAACUGAAGGCUAACUGGCAGAUUAUGUUGUAUGUAUAUUUUUUAAUAGGAGCCAUUAAACAGGAGGACAUCAAGUAAAUUGCCAGAAGAUAGCAGAACUGCUUCCUCUGUCUUUGUUUCAGCAGGCAAGGUGAAAGGGAACGUACCAGCUCAAUGCAAGCAGACUGCCUGGAGAAGAAGAGCAGCAGCUGCAAAGCGGUGGCUCCUUGCGUACGUGUGCGGGGAUGGAUAUAACAAUGAAGCUGUGAAGAUGUGCCCAAGCAGUCCAUUAAAUUAUUAUUUUUUCCAACCCUCGAGAACUGUUUACAUGCUGUCUGCCCUGCCCUGUUUUACCAAGCAGUUCUAGAAAGAAGGAAAAGUGCUGUCUUAAACCCAUGUCACGUGGAACAAACUGACUGAAAUCAGAGUAGCCCAUAAGGGUAGUACAGAGCCACUAUCAUCUCUUUUUCUCUCUGGUAUUUGCAGGGAAAAUCGCUUUUUUGCCUGUAAACAAAAAAGGCUUAGCUUAGCCUGCACAGCAGUUUCUGCUGUGACCUAAAGAUUGAAAAAAAUUGAGGGUACAGGAGCGUACCUCUGGAGAGGCAGGGUAGCUGUCUCUGUUGUCACCUUGAAGAGGACAUAUUUUUCCCCUCAAAGACUGGAUGGAGAGUGAUUUUUCCAAAUACUUUAUCAACGCACUAUAAUUCCUUUGGACAGUUCCACAAAAUGACCAGCCCUGGACUCAGGAAACAUACAGGAGACGUGCUACUGGACCACUGUUGAUGGGACACAGAAAGCCAUCUGUGAGGGUUGCCUGCUUUGGUAGGCCUGGUCUAUGUACAGAAUUCACGUUACAUUUAGGGACCAGGAGAAAGGGAAAGACAAGUUUUAUCUUUUUAAGGCAGUGUAUUUUUUUUUUUUUCUCCCCUCACAUAAUAUUCCUGCACAGGUCUUGUUGGUUGGUUAUUUAGUGCAUUCUGGUAUUUGCAAGAAUACAACUACAACUCCAUUGCCUCCUGAUGGGAUAUACUGUGUAUGUCUAAACCUCCCCUCACUGCCUGAAAACUCAUCCCAGAAUGUCUGUGCAUAAUAGGAUGCAUUUAUUUAUAAAACAAAAGCAAAGAA
Molecule: messenger RNA, 5730 nt
Organism: Tyto alba (common barn owl)
Lineage: Eukaryota; Metazoa; Chordata; Aves; Strigiformes; Tytonidae
Gene: PRDM10
Product: PR/SET domain 10
Exons: 26
Coding region: 651-4274 (1207 amino acids)
Cellular component (GO): nucleus
Molecular function (GO): protein binding
Source: RefSeq, a predicted model, not a curated record